This is a messenger RNA of Amoebophrya sp. A120, 3162 nucleotides long. The record is from the annotation of a GenBank genome assembly. Lineage: Eukaryota; Dinophyceae; Syndiniales; Amoebophryaceae.
UUUUCAACGACUUGGACUUCCCUAUGGAGAUAUCGAUCUAGUUUGAUUUCGUCCUACUUUUUUUUCUUUUGGCGACGCAUCUAGUCUUGAAAAAACUGUACAUACUUACCUAUAAGAAACUCGACAUCACGACUAAAUCUAAAACACCAUGGCCGACGACGACGACCACCUCCCGCCCGUUCUUCCGGAAGACGACCCGGACAACCAUCUUCCCCCGGUUCUCCCCGAACAUGUUGACAACGAUGCGGCAGUGGGCGAAACAUCGCAGGACCACCAGGAGCACCACGAUAUCGCACAGCUCCAGUCGAAAGCCUCGGACGACGAAGCUGCUGGUGCCAGCACUAGACAUGGCAGAAACAAAAACCAAACCAGCCCCGAUGACGAGGACCGAAAGCCGCGCCGCCUGCCCGUGACGGAAAAGAUGCUCACCCAGUCGAAAUCGCUACAGGCCUUCGCGAAAAAGCUCCCAAUCUUCGAGUGGAAAGAGCAGAUCAUGCAGCACUUACGGCAGCACGAUUUUUUGAUCGUCGUUGCAGAAACCGGUAGCGGGAAAACCACCCAGAUUCCGCAGUACAUCUACGACAGCAAGGAGUUCGGCAACCGUUUCUGCAUCACGCAGCCCCGGCGGGUCGCGGCCAUCUCGGUGGCGAAGCGGGUGGCGGAGGAGCGCGCGGUGCACUUGGGCACGGAAGUCGGCUACACGAUUCGGUUCGACGACACCACGACCGAAGGGGAGACCAAACUGCGCUACAUGACCGACGGGUGCCUGCUCCGGGAGUUCAUGAGCAAGGAUUCCGAACGAGGCGCCGGCGGGACCUUGUCCAACUACGACGUGGUGAUCCUGGAUGAAGCGCACGAGCGCACGCUCGCAACCGACGUGUUGUUCGCGUUCGUCAAGCGUGCGUGCCUGAUCCGGCAGAAGCAAACAAACCGGCGGAACCUGAAAGUGAUCGUCAUGUCGGCGACAUUAGAUCGCGAUCAAUUUAGCAAGUACUUCAUGAACGCGCCGGUGUUGCGGUGCGCCGGUCGGAGUUUCCCGAUCGAGGUGUAUUACGACCAGCCGGUGGCGCAGAACAAGCGUGUCGAGGCCGCGGUGAACUGCGCACUCAACUUGCACCUGCGGGAGAAGCGCGGCCACGUGCUCACGUUUUUGACCGGGAUGGAGGAGUGCGAGCAGGCGUGCACGCUGGCGCUGUCGAAGUUGCAGCAGUUGAGAAACGCCAAUGUGGUAGACAACGUCGGCGACAACGGCCCAAAAGGCGGCGACGACGACCACAUUCUGCACCGAAAGAGCACAGACAAAAAUGGAGCAUCAAAUACUGACAAACCGAAGAAGCAGGCGAAGCAGGACAUCGCGGACUGCUUGAUUCUGCCGCUCUACGGGUCGUUAUCGACGGAGGACCAGCGCAAGGUGUUCGCCGAGGUGGACGCACGACAGAUAAGGAAACUGAUCUUCUCCACCAACAUUGCGGAAACGUCGUUGACAGUCGACGGCAUCGGAUUCGUCGUCGAUACGGGCGUUGUGAAGCAGAAAGAAUUCAACCCCAAGACGGGGAUGGAGCAGCUGGUGGUGUGCAACGUGAGCCGCGUGCAGGCCAUCCAGCGUGCGGGCCGCGCGGGGCGGACGCAGAAGGGCAAGUGCUACCGUCUGUACACCGAGGAGCACUUCCGGAACCGGUUCCAGGAGGCCACCACGCCCGAGAUUCUGCGGUCCAACCUCAGCUCCGUGUGUCUGCAGAUGAAGGCCAUGCGAAUUAAAGACAUUCUCCACUUCGACUUCAUGGAGCCCCCGUCCCGGUACCACAUCCUGCAGGCGCUGAAGCAGCUGUUCUACUUGGGGGCCGUGGACGAGGAUGGCAACGUGACGGAGGAGGGUUUGGAGAUGGCGGAGUACCCGCUGGAACCCACCUUCGCACGCUGCCUGCUUGCCGCGGAGCAGCUGAAGUGCGCGACGGACAUGCUGACCCUGGUCGCAUUGCUCUCCGCGGAGUCGGUCUGGUACCGCCCGGCGCGGCACGACGAGGAGAAGUUUCGCAAGGCCGCGAUCGCGCACAGCAACCUGUGCGACGUGCAGGCGGGGGACCACUGGUCGUUGGUGGACAUCUACAAAAAGUUCGAGCAGCAGGGCGGCCACAUGUCCAAGGAGUGGUGCAUGGAGAACUGCCUCCACUACCGCUCGCUGCGUUCCGCGAGCGACAUCCGCGGCCAGCUGGAGACGCAGAUGCAAAGCAAGAAGAAGUCCUACACCAGCACCAUGGCCCACGAUCUGCCGUCCUCGGUGGCGAUGCCCAUCGUGAAAACCAUGCGAAAAAGCACCGACGGAAAUAACGAAGGCAAUGCAGGAGACACGACCGCAGGAGCAUCCGACGCAAGAGGAGAUUAUCGCCGCGAAGGUCCGGUUGCGGGGCAGCCCAAGAAGUCCUCGAAUUUGAUCAACUACUCAGCGAUAGCGGCAUCGACGACAUCCACGUCCGUUCGCGUGCGGCGCGCGCUCUGCGAGGGGUUCUUCAUGCAGAGCGCGAAGCUGAUGAGCUCGCACACGGGGUGGCUCACGGUCUGCGAUAACAUGGCGGUCCGCCCCGAGUCCGGAUCGGCAAUCGACGAGGAAAACCUCCCGGAAUGGCUGGUAUACACGGAAAUGGCCGGAACCUCCACAGGCUCCACCGGUGUCGUCCGCAACGUCUCCCCGAUUGAGCGUGAAUGGAUCAAGCACUUACUACCCCGCCUCGAAAAGGUCGACCUGUCCCGGCUGGUGGGCGAGAAGAAGCCCGAGCCUGUCGCAAACAGGCAGGCUCUACUCGCAGCAUCCAAGCCACCAGAGGAAACGCGGGACGAAAAAGCGCAGAGCGCGAAGGAACGCUACCUGGCGAGAAAGAGACAAGAGCAGGCGGGAGGCGGUACGGCUGGCAAUAGUACUGGAGGAAGACCCGGCGAUGCAAAAUCGAGGAGAACCGAUCACCGAGGCAGAAGAUGAGAAUGGACAUGUUACUGCGUAAGAGAGAAAUAGUAGCUGUUGGUGUUGUUGUAGCACCAUCUCGUCCAUCCAGCUGUCUCACUGUUACUGUCAUUUUUUUUAACCAGCUGCAGCUGAGGCUGACGUUGACGAACCACAAAUAUCUCUUCCAGAGGCGAAACGAGAGGCAACGCCGCUCUGAAAGUAGC